CGUCUGUGGGCACUUUGCUGCAACCCUGCGACUGGACUUGAACCUAAUAUUGAACUCAGUUACAGCUCCUCCUUGUCAGCUGGUGCUUCUGGAACUGAGCUGGAACUGGUGACGACAGACUGGAGAAGCCAACGAGGCAGCCUGGGCCUGUGCUGCGACCACCUCUCUCCCCAUCUCCUGGAGGUGCAGAAUGACUCUCUUUGAUGGCGUCUACCCCUUCUACCCGCAGCAGAGGAAGAGCUUUGUGUUCGAUGUCAGCACCAUCAUUGUGGUUAUCGUCUUCCUGACGCUGGCUUCCACCUUCCUGCUCAUCAUCCCGGGCAUCCGUGGACGGGCGAGACUGUACUGGAUGGUCCGUGUUCUCUUCAGCUUGAUGGUGGGAGUAGUGAUUGUUGUUGUCCAGUUCACGGGGGACUGGGAGAGCGGCUGGGUGACAGCCAACACCUCCUACAAAUCCUUCAGCCUCGCCGUGGUGAACGCAGACAUCGGGCUGCAUGUCGGCCUGGCAGGCGUGAACAUCACACUGGUGGGAAACCCAGUGAAUCAGGUCAACGAGACCAUCAACUACAACGAGCACUUUGCCUGGAGCUUCGAUGCAGACUACGACCACAGCUACAGCGAAGGCCUGGAGAAGGGGCUGCCCAGCCCCAUCCUCUACGUGGCGGAGAAGUUCACCACACACAGCCCCUGCAACGUGCACAGGCAGUACCGCAUCUCCAGCCACUACGCAUCGGCCAGUCUCUGGGUGGCCUUUUGCACUUGGCUCAUCUCCAACAUGCUCUUCUCCAUGCCUGUCCUAGUCUACGGAGGGUACAUGAUCCUGAUCACAGGGGCCUUCAUGAUCUUCUCACUGCUCUCCUUCUCCACUGUGAGGAACUCCCUGGUGUGCCCAAUCCAGUUUGGGACCACAUCCCUGCAGAUAGGCUAUGGGGGAUCUUUCUGGCUCACACUAGCAGUUGGCUUGCUCUGUUUUGUGGCUGGGAUCACUGUUGUUGCACUGCACUACUUCAACUCUGACCUACUGAAAACUUUCUUUGAUCUCCAUGUGGACAAAGCAGAGGACUAUCGAGAGAUGACUGAAGUGUAUGUCAACCUUCGGUUCAUGAACAGUACUCUGUCUCCUCCUCAACCCUCCAAACUUACCCCUGAUGACAUCUAGAAGAAAAGUUUUCCUACUCCUUACCUGAAGGCGGGCCUAAGAACACAGAGCACAGACCCUUCCUGAUGUCUCUUGAGACUCAUCUAUCCAUC
Lagopus leucura (white-tailed ptarmigan) is the source of this 1251-nucleotide messenger RNA. RefSeq names its product dual oxidase maturation factor 2 (gene DUOXA2). Lineage: Eukaryota; Metazoa; Chordata; Aves; Galliformes; Phasianidae. The coding region runs from base 191 to 1159 and encodes 322 amino acids. The transcript is spliced from 7 exons. The record is from RefSeq and is a predicted model, not a curated record. Gene Ontology annotation, cellular component: endoplasmic reticulum membrane. Gene Ontology annotation, biological process: protein transport.